This is a messenger RNA of Candidula unifasciata, 559 nucleotides long. Lineage: Eukaryota; Metazoa; Mollusca; Gastropoda; Stylommatophora; Geomitridae. The record is from the annotation of a GenBank genome assembly.
ACGAUCCUCAACUCCAUGCACAAAUACCAGCCCAGGCUUCACAUCGUUCGAGCCCCGGAUCUCGUCUCACUACCCUUUUCUGCCUGGAAGACAAUCACUUUCGAGGAGACGGCCUUCAUCGCUGUUACAGCCUAUCAGAAUGAGAAGAUAACACAGCUGAAGAUUGACAACAACCCCUUUGCUAAAGGAUUCCGUGACAGUGGCGGAGGAAAGAGAGAAAAAAAGCGCCUAGCCAGUCACGCCUCAGACGAGUGCAGCUCGUCAAAGAAGUCACGAAUCGAAGACGCUGACAUCAGCACCGACGAAGAGGUUGGCCCGAGUGCUGCCGGGAGAGGCGGCGGCAACGACGACACAUCACCGCCCCAGAGUCCCGGCCGGAUUGUCGUAGAUGAGGACGAUGACCUGGUGCAGGUGACGAGCAGGCACGAUGAUGAGGAUGGCGACGAUGACAGCGAUGUGGAGGUGGACAAAUCUAGGGAUGGUGGUUGUGAAGAAGAACGUGAAUGCCGUGGGAAUACUCGGGUUAAUGUUUGUAAUGAUGACGCCACUGUUCAUUCUA